GCCGGUGACAGCGGUAGGGGGACCCGUUGGAGAGACGAAGGUGAGAGGAAGUGGGAGUGCGAAGCUGGGGCGCGAAUGGUCAUUUGGCCUUGUGAGCACCCCAUCGGCGAGGGCACAGGGCAGGAGGCGAGGCUGUAAUUACCCAGCGCUUGGGCGGCCGUGUUUGCUGUUAUUUUGCACCGAGGACCGAAAACCAGGCCUUCCGUCCUGGACGGCGUUGACGGCCGCUCCGUUAUUAGUCGUUGUGUACUGCAGCAGCUCCAAGGACCAUAAUAGAAUCAAUGAAAGACUGCGCCCAAAAGGGUGGACAAACAAUGUGGAGGAAAAGAUGGAAAAUCUUCAACUCGCCUCCAAGGUUACUGAUACUGUCACGUUAAGUAUUGAUGAGGAGAUGAAUAAAGAGAAUAUGAAAACAGUGCUCCAGGAACCUCAAACUCAGCAGCAGCAAUUGUUAUUUGGAACAGAAAAUAUUGACCUACGUGCUGAUACAUUUGUAUCGGCGCCUACAGAUAAAUUGGCUGAUACCUGUCAAAUGAAUCUGAUGGAUAAGCUUAAUGAACAGAUGAUGGAGAGUGUAAUAAUAUCUGACUCACCUAGUAAUAGUGAGGGUGAUGUAGGAGACCUAGCAAUCCUGCAUGACUGUGAAGAGGCUUUAGACAUGGAAUGUGGUGAUGUUCCACCAGUACGUUCUGAGAAGGAGGAUUAUAAAGAGGCUUCUGCUCAACAAAGUGAACAUGUAACAUCUGUACAUAAUGCUGAUGAUGAUAAAACUCCAAUACAAGAUGAAACAUCUGCCUCACAGAAUCUGGAACUUGCAGUCGGAUCAGAAGAUGAUCUUCAAGUUCCAAAGGAAAGUCCUGAAAAUGGAUCAGAUGGCCAGAUUGACUUAGAAUUGCAAGAGAAACAGGGUCAGAUGCCAGUAACCACUCAUUCAGCAAAGGAUGAAAAUCUGCCGGUAUGCACAAUUUUUAAUCAGGACAAGCAAGAUAAAGACCAGGUCAAUACUCCUUUGAAAGCAGAUGGCUAUGAACCGCAGAUGGUAAAAUCUCCCAGCUUUGGAACUAUCAUUGAUACUCCAAAUAAACCACUAUUUGGAGUUCAUCCUAGUCCUAGCCUAAGCAAAUUUUUCACAGAUGAUGUCUGUACAAGUUCAUCAGCAGCAGAAUUUUUUGACUCAUUUACAUCAACAUCUUUAAUUUCUGUUAGCAAUCCAAAUGCUAGUGCUUCAGUGCCUGAUCGAUUGUCCUCACUUUCUGUUCCAGGAAUAACAAGUCCAUCUAGCUCCACAAACAAAUCCUUCAUCAUAGGAAAUGGUAUUACACGUUCAGCAGCAUCAUCUACAGAAACAUCUCUGUCACCCAAGCCCUUCACUCAGCUCCAAGCAGCAUUUGCAGGAAGUGACGAUCCCUUUGCAACAGCAUUGAAUAUGAGUGAGGUAGACAGGCGGUAUGAUGCUUGGCUUCCAUCUGAAGAGACUAGAAAAAUUCUAAUUUCUGUAGCUACUCAACAGUAUAACACAGUAUUCAUUGACAAAGAGAAGUUGACCAUGCCUGGUCUAAAGUUUGACAAUGUACAAGGUGAUGCUGUCAAGGAAGUAAUGCUGCGGUUUUUGGGAGAAGAGGCUGCAAUGAAGAGACAAGCUUUGACUGCAAAUGCUGUAGAACAGUCCUUUGUGGGACUCAAGCAAUUAAUAAAUACUAAGAAUUGGAGAGCUGCUGUUGAUCUCUGUGGAAGAUUACUCACUGCACACGGUCAAGGCUAUGGCAAAAGUGGUCAACCAACAAACCACACGACAGAUUCUGUACAGCUAUGGUUUGUGCGACUAGCCUUGUUGAUGAAGCUGAGUUUAUUCCAAAAUGCUGAGAUGGAAUUUGAGUCAUUCGGGAACCUUGAUCAGCCAGAUUUGUACUAUGAAUACUAUCCACAUGUAUACCCUGGACGCAGAGGGUCCAUGAUACCAUUUUCAAUGAGAAUCCUUCACGCUGAGCUACCACAGUACUUGGGGAAACCACAGGAAUCAUUGGAUAGGCUACAUAGCCUGAAAGUAAUUUGUCAAAAGGUUCAUAAUAACUUGGAAAAUGGACUAGCUGAAGAUGGAAGUAUGAUCAGCAUAUCCUCUGAGAAUAGACAAGCUUCUAUGCAGUUGUGGAGGUCACGUCUGGGGCGUGUGAUGUACUCGAUGGCAAACUGCCUGCUGAUGAUGAAGGACUAUGUGCUUGCAGUGGACAUGUAUCAUUCCGUCAUUCAGUACCAACCAGAUCAAGAACCCCAGCUUUUAAGUGGAAUUGGAAGGCUGCUUUUGCAGAUUGGUGACAUCAAAACAGCUGAGAAAUAUUUUCAAAAAGUAGAGGAAGUAAUUCCGAAAUUAGGAAAUGAAUUGCAGCAGAAUAUAAUAAUUCACAUGAACAGGGCAUUCCUGCACCUUGGUCAGAAUAACUUCGCUGAAGCCCAUAAAUUCUUCACAGAAGUCACCAAAUUAGAUCCAAGCAAUCCAGUGGCAAAUAACAAUGCUGCGGUGUGCUUGCUAUACUUGGGCAAACUGAAAGACUCCCUCAAGCAGCUGGAAGGACUUGUACAGCAAGAUCCAAAACACUACCUGCACGAAAGUGUUCUGUUUAACCUGACCACUAUGUAUGAGCUUGAAUCAUCUCGCAGCAUGCAGAAGAAACAGAGCUUGCUGGAGUCGGUAGCCUGUCGUGAAGGAGACAGCUUUAAUAUUCAGUGUCUAAAACUACUGUGAAACCAUCCAUGUUCUCCUGUUUGUAAUUAUUAUUGUAACUUAAUAUGUAAAUAUGUAAAUAUUUUACUGAUCUUUAACUACAGCUAACAUGUCUAUAUUUGGAGUAAAUAAUUUAUGGUUUUCCUUUCACAACUUGGGAUAAGGGUAAGGGAACAAUAUGAAUUUCAAUUAACCCAACUGAUGAUUGUAAUUUUUUUUGCUCCUGCUGGUUCAUGCAACCUGGCCAGAGCUGUUAGAUAAUGUGUGAUUCCUGUUUUGUGAUUUUAAAUAAAGCCACAUAAUCACAUGGAAUUCAUUAUUCCAAGGUACAUUAGACUCAAACAGCAGAAAUAAGCUUACAGGCAAACUAUAAUAACGUAGUACAGAAGCAGGCCUUUUUCCUCACUGACCAUUAAGCACCUAUCAACACAAAUCCCAGUUUAUUCUCUCCACAUUCCACUAUUCAGCAACACACCAGGGACAGUUUACAGUGGACAAUUAACCCACCAAUCUAUAUAGCUUCAUGCUGUUUGAAGAGAGCAUAGCACUGUAUGACACCCAUUCUGUCAGCGAGAAAUUUGCAAACUCCACACAGAUAAGAUUGAAGGUCAAAAUUGUAUUAGGUGAAGGAGCUGUGAAGUAUCACUGUGUUCAGGGGAUAGGUUUACACAUGCCAUAAAAUGCAAAUGGAUACAUGGCACAAGUCACCAGUUUAUUUUCUACAUAUGCUCCACAGCUGACCAUCAGGUAUGCAAAGUUUCAUCUUUCCAUAAAGGAGUACUCAUUGUGUCAUUUUCUAUUAUAAAUAUAUGUGACUGCUUGCUGUUAUACUCCGAAUUUAUUAAAUAUUACUCCAUUGUUCCAGCCAGCAUUAA
Molecule: messenger RNA, 3594 nt
Organism: Hypanus sabinus (Atlantic stingray)
Lineage: Eukaryota; Metazoa; Chordata; Chondrichthyes; Myliobatiformes; Dasyatidae
Gene: trappc12
Product: trafficking protein particle complex subunit 12
Exons: 13
Coding region: 329-2740 (803 amino acids)
Cellular component (GO): Golgi apparatus; TRAPP complex
Molecular function (GO): protein binding
Source: RefSeq, a predicted model, not a curated record